AUUAUAGUAGUUAAUCGUUUUAAAAAUGAUGGAAACAAGAUAAAAGAAAGGCAUUAAAAAAAGUAUGCCACGUAAUCAGAAGCAAAGAAAACGUGGCAAAAGGCGUUUCCCACGUCCACCCAUAAAAUCUGUAUUUUCGGACCCUCCCGCAGUCCCACUCCCAGACUCAAGUCUACUCACAUUUUUCAACCUCCCAUAACCCAUUACUUCCACACACACACUCCUUUAUUUUCGGUUUCCACUUUUUCACUUCCAUUUAUAAUCUCACACCCAUUUCCAUCCCCAUCCCAUCAAUCCUUCUUACUUCUUUAUCAAUGGCGGAAGAUCCCAAAAAACGCCUUCAACAUUCUCACCACCAAAUCACUCCUUCCAAAAAGCCAAAAUUACUGCACAAUGACGAUGACGAAGAUUUCGGUUUUACAAUCGACGCUACUGAAGACGAUUUUUCAGCGCAGGAACUCAUCUCCGAUCUUCUUUCUUCUGCGCCUAAAACUACACCGUUUCAUAACAAAAUUAGGUUUGUUUCGUAUCCAUACUCCGCACCUUCUCCUUUUGAGUCUUGCACUUCUUACAUAACUAUUAAUGGAAACGAAGAUACUUGCGGUUCUUCUUUUUCCGAUUCCGAUUCUUCUGUUAUGGCUAGUGUUGAUACGUCUGGUGUUCAUGUUUCCGCCGUUGAUCAAAGCUCUGAGUUUCUUCGAGUUGGAAACGACGCCGUUUUUGGAUUUGAUGGUGAUGAGGUGAAGUUACGUGAGGGGGAUGAUGAUGUGUGGGAUUGGAGUGAUUUUUUGGGGGAAGAAAAAGAGAAUGCAGAAAUUAUUAAAAGAGUGUUUGGUUGUUGAGGGAAAUUAAUUGCUGUAUGAUUAAAGGAGUAUAACAUUAAACGUUUUGGUUGUUGGGGGAAAUUAAUUAUUCUGCUAACUUGGUAGUUUUUGUAUAAAAGAGAUAUUGGUAUACCCUAAACUAGGAAGUAGGAAGUAGGAAGUAGGAAGUAGGAAGUAGAAUGCGUCACAUACUCAUAUGCUGAAUUUUACAUCUAUGUUUUAAAUAUUAUUAUUAGCAAGAAUUGCAAAUUUUGUUAAAUGCUAUACUAUAAUAUCGUAUGAUUUUAAUUAAAAACUAUUACUUCCUUAACUU
Amaranthus tricolor (Joseph's coat) is the source of this 1137-nucleotide messenger RNA. RefSeq lists its product as uncharacterized. Lineage: Eukaryota; Viridiplantae; Streptophyta; Magnoliopsida; Caryophyllales; Amaranthaceae. Bases 315 to 842 code for a protein of 175 amino acids. The transcript has a single exon. The record is from RefSeq and is a predicted model, not a curated record.